GCUGAUUGUGCUAUCCUCAUCAUCGCCGGUGGUCAAGGUGAGUUCGAGGCUGGUAUCUCGAAGGAUGGCCAGACUCGUGAGCACGCGCUCCUCGCCUUCACCCUCGGUGUGCGACAGCUCAUUGUCGCUGUCAACAAGAUGGACACCACCAAGGAUCGAUUCAACGAAAUUAUCAAGGAAACCUCCACCUUCAUCAAGAAGGUCGGUUACAACCCCAAGGCUGUUCCAUUCGUCCCUAUCUCUGGCUGGCACGGUGACAACAUGAUUGAGGAAUCUACCAAGGAUGGACCAAGGAAGGCAAAGCUGGUGUCGUCAAGGGCAAGACUCUCCUCGAUGCCAUUGACGCCAUCGAACCCCCAACCCGACCUUCCGACAAGCCCCUCCGUCUCCCCCUCCAGGACGUCUACAAGAUCGGUGGCUGGCAUGGUUGUCUCUUUCGCUCCUUCCAACGUCACCACUGAAGUCAAGUCCGUCGAAAUGCACCACGAACAACUCGCUGAGGGUCUCCCCGGAGACAACGUCGGUUUCAACGUCAAGAACGUGUCGGUCAAGGAUAUCCGCCGUGGAAAUGUCGCCUCUGACUCGAAGAACGACCCCGCCAAGGAAGCUGCCUCUUUCACCGCUCAAGUCAUUGUCUUGAACCACCCUGGUCAAAUUGGUGCCGGUUACGCCCCCGUCUUGGAUUGCCACACUGCCCACAUUGCCUGCAAGUUCGCCGAGCUCCAGGAGAAGAUUGAUCGUCGAUCGGGCAAGACCAUGGAAGCCAACCCCAAGUUUGUCAAGACCGGUGAUGCCGCCAUUGUCAAGCUCAUCCCAAGCAAGCCAAUGUGCGUUGAGAGCUACAACGAAUACCCACCUCUUGGUCGCUUCGCCGUCCGUGACAUGAGGCAGACCGUCGCUGUCGGUGUCAUCAAGUCCGUUGAGAAGGCCGACAAGGGUGGAGGAAAGGGUAUGUAUAGAUUUCGUUGUCCGUUGAGACCUGAGCUGAUCUCGUCCUAUAGUCACGAAGAGCGCAGAGAAGGCUGCCAAGAAGAAGUAAAUGCUCUUUUGGUCACCUGUCCCGGCGGAUUAACAACACCGCGUGGAAGUGGUACCAAUGGUUAUGUCGUACGGAAUCUUUCACACCUGAGAUCGCAUGAUACAGCUGCCGAUCGUGCAGCUAUGGAGCCUCCUCCCAUGAAGCAUCGCGAACCAGACAAGGACAUAUUGGAGCACGAACGCAAGCGCAAAGUAGAGGUUGCGUGCCUAGAGCUACGUGACAAGCUAGAGGAUGAAGGGUUCGUAUAUGAUUGA
Messenger RNA from Acaulospora colombiana, 1293 nucleotides. NCBI's taxonomy places the organism in Eukaryota, Fungi, Glomeromycota, Glomeromycetes, Diversisporales, Acaulosporaceae. The record is from the annotation of a GenBank genome assembly.